AACCGCACUAACCAUUCCGACUCGCUGUCAGCUUUCGAAACGAGUCUUGCCAAGAUCACGCGCGUGUUCAUUGAAUAGUUAAAGUCCCUCGAAGUUCCACGUGACGGCGUUGGCAGUGAUACGACUCGAAGUUCGGGUCUGGAACCAGUUUUGCUGCUUUUGUCAAGCAGGGCGUUGCUCGAAUGCUCAUACCAGGGUGAAGUGCACUCGUGGCGACGUCACCUUCGACUAGCAGGAAGGCAAUGCCACGCAUGACGAGCAGCUCGCUCACAGGUGCGAGUCUAUUGCAUCGCCGCGAUGAGCAACGUCACCAAGAGGCACGCGAAACCCAAGCAGAAGCUCCUCGGUCGCAUACCGCGUGCGUGUCAUGAGACCAUCACAUGCUCGGCAAUGAUACUCAAUGCUUAAUGCCCCACAUACUGGUGAACUUGUAUCUAUCCACUCGCAGUGCCGACUCAGCGCCGACGUGUCGGACGGGACGCUUGACGCCCCUCGAUGAAGUCGCAGGUGAGCUCCGGUGUCGUGCGCGUUCCAGAUUUGAGCGAGAAAUCAGCUCCGGAGCCCACGCUCCGCUCCUGGUGCUGGAUCCGCACGCCACUCUAGCGCUGUGGUCUAUGUGAGCCCGCGAAAUCAGCCACUUCAACGCCACUGACCGGUGUCGAGUCAACGCGGCCCGCCCAUGCGCGCUCCGACAUGAUUCCGGAGCUCCACCACCGCAGCCAACCCGUUCCAUCUCACGAUCACGACCAGCGCUAAUGACGCCUCGCUCUUCGAUGUAUGAGAUUGUUUUACGCGGCAGCGUUAACCAAAAGCACCCAGCGCGUCGACGAAUACUCACGUCACGACGCCUGUCGGCCGAAACUGCGACCAAAAACGGUGGAGACUUAAGUCUUCGAGCCUCGAAAGGCGAUCCAUGAUUUGCUUCUGCGUUCGAGCAAACGAGUCGAACCCCGAGAGGCUGCAGUGGGAGGUUCGACGCACGCUCCCGGAUCUCGUCCGGAGUCGUGCGACAAGCAGCUUCAUCUCCAGGACGCGAGCAGACUUUGGGGUCAUUCUCGCAUUUGCGCUCACCUCGAGACCGUCCCGCGUCGCCAUGCCGUACGAGAGCUUCAAGAGUUCGCAACUCGUGUCCAUCCGCGGGCUUGUGCAGGACCGCAAGACCGGCACGUGGCGGUAUUUGCUGCAAGUCACGCGCCACAUGCAGGACGACACGUUCGAGAACGUCCGUCGCCCCAGCACCAAAAAGAGCGACGGCUCGUCCGCCUACGCCGCGCGCCCGUGCACGACGCAGUCGUACACGAUCCGUCGCAGCUUCGAGGACUUUAAGCGGCUACACGAGGCCGUGGCUCCGCUCAUGACGAAAGGUGGCAAGUCGCUACUGCCCAAGCUGCCGAACGACAGUCUCCUCACGUUUUUCGUCGGGGAGACCCAGACGGCGCUGCAGAAGAAGCGCCACGCGCUGGAGCGCGUCCUGGCGGCAAUCGAGGCGCACCCGGAUGCCAGCGAGGCUCCUGAAUACCUUGAGUUCCUGGCCAACAUCAACUCGUACGACGAGGUGGCCAAGGCCCCUCUGUCGCCGAGUAUUAGCUCGCGUAGCAGCUUCAGCUUCAGCGAGGACGGGACCGUCACGCCACGGGACUUUGUGGGCCCGAACAUGCUCACCACGUCGAGAUCGGCCAACGCCCUGCGACGAGCGUAUUACCAACAAGACGCAGACGAACGCGAGAACCACGUGCCGUUCUCGCACUUCAGCAUGACCUGAAGCAAACAAUUUUCAGCCUGAACAAAGUAAAGUGAACGCGUGCAUGUACACAAGUAGAAAACUCUAGAUCCAGUUAAAAGAACAAGUAAAUUAUGAGAUCAGUCGCUCCGAGUUAACCUGCUCCAAGCCUCGGUGCAGCUUACGCACCAUACGCACAACGUGUGGGACGGAUCGGUAGCCGAGUCCACAGUUGGCGUUGUUGGCUUUCGCCACGCAACUUUGAGGCGUCAUUCGUUUCCAGAAGUUGGAGAUCAGUAGACGCGCGUACUCGAGCGUAGCCAACGUAUAAUGCCGCUCAAAAGCUUCAAACGGGUAGUUAAACGUGACGCCGAGCGUCUGCAGUCUCUCCUGUAGACGGUCGUAGUAGAACUGCAGCAGUUCCAGCUCACCCUCGUCGGUACCAAGCAGUGAGAUGCUCACCGAAGUGUUAAGCAGGUUAGCGACGUCCAUAGCGCCGAGACCCACCCCACUCCACUGCCAGUCGAACGCGAUGACCUCUCGUGAUUGCGUCUCGAAGAACAGGUUGGCGCUCUUGAAGUCGCCGUGAACUACUGUACUCAACGCAGCGUUGGCAUCCACGGACAGACAGCUACUGAUGUAUGCAGCAUGCUCGAUCAUGCGCUCUCCCAGCGAUUCUAGCUCUAUAGUCGACGGUAGGGAAGAUUCGGCGUCGAAUACUUUCUCCCAGUUGCUGAGCAUCUGUGGCCAAAUGUCAGACGCCUGUGCGAGCUCCUUCUCGCCUCGCUUCGAGAACGCCCACCAGCACGCCGCCGGCCAGAGCUCGGAACUAGCCUGGUUAACUAAUUUCUCUUGUCCCCACGCUGACGCAUGUAGAUUAGCAAGAUAACCCAAUGCCUGACGAGUGUCUUCGAGCUCCAGACAGUCCGCAGCCUCGUAGUUGCCAAGCGAGGAGUCGGGAGAUGUUGCACCAAGGCAUUCUAGCAACAUGACGAAGUUCUCAGGCUCUGAACACGUCGCUGUAUCGCUAGCAACCAGGUUUCCCGUACAGUGGCCAGCAGCAUCACUUUGAAACACUGCAAGCGGUCGGACGAGAGAUACACCGCGAGACUGUAGCGACGACGCGAAAUUGGCGUAGAACGUGGCCUCGGUGCGAUAUGAGGCGAUGUCGCGCUUCCAGUGUGCCGCCGAUCUCGCCGGCAGCUCGUUCCUCGCGGAUUUCUUGAGAAACAGCGUCGUCUUGCUGUCGUUAUCAGCGAAAUGCACCUCCAACUUGGCCACAGCAGAGUGUUUGCCUUGGUGGAUUGAACCGGGCACCACGUGCACCGCCGACACUUGUCGACCGGGGAAAACACAGUCUUGAAACCACUGCGGCGUCAUCUCUCGACCGUCCAAUGCACUGACAGAGCAAGACGCCGCAGAUGAGCAUACACCAGUGUAUUUGGAUGAUAGCGCUACAGCUAGCUUCAAGUCGAAAUAAAAAAAACUACCUCGUGAGGUUGACCUUGGCCAUGGCGUUCAGUACGUUCGUGUGAGCCUCCGGUUCCACACACGCGAUCAGGCCGCGUUCGUUGUCGAAGUCGGGCGCGUUGGCGAUGUGGUCGUACACGUACACGUUGCCCUGCGUGUCGGUGAGUUUGCCGCCGAGUGCCUCGAUCAGAGGCUCAACAGCACAGAUAUCCCACUUGCGAGUGGCCGCUUUGAACCGGAAGAAAGAGUCGCUGUGGCCGGUGAUGACACCGAGCACCAUCGUGCCAGUCGCACCGCCCGUCAGGACGUUAGAGGGCGCUAGCAACCGUAACGCGCUGUUCACCUGGUCGCAGUUGGUGGACGACACAGUGCAGACCAGCGGACGCUGCGGGAACAUGGGAGAUUGUUUAGAGAACUUGGCGUGUGUCGUCUGAGCCUCAUUCUCCUCAUGCUCACUGCGGAAGACUCCAACACCCGGACCACCUGCAUCAUAAUAAUAACAAACCUAUUAGAACUCGAGUUCUAAUGAACCAGCAUAAGCUGUUAGCCGUCCCGUACCCCAGUAGGUGACGCCGUGUUUUCCGUGGAAGGGAAGAUGCACGACGCCCGCGAUGGGACGCAUCUUGUAGGUGAUGCCAAUAAGCACCGAGACCUCGUCGUACAUCUUAUCGGCGAAGCGUUUGGUGCCGUCCAGUGGGUCCACCCACAAUACGAGGUCGUCCCAGUUCAGAGUGUCGUCGCCGUCAAAGGUGACGCUGUCGAGAGCUUGCAGGUCGCACUGCACCGCAUCUUCAGGUGCUGGAGGGGCGAGUUCGCCCUCUUCGCCCACUAUGGUGAUCUGGGGAAAGGCCUCGCGUAAUGCGUAGAUAAUCCGUUGUUGAGAGCGGCGGUCAGCUACAGUCUGCGGGUCGUACGCGCCCUCCUGUUUGUUGACCAUGUCGAGCGAAACUUGCUGCUGCACUACCUCGCGAAUAACGCUGCCGCCGUGCACGCUGGCGGAGAAGCAGGCGGCCAACAAGGGACGCAACAAAGGACCGGACGUAGCGGCAGUCAUGACGUAGCGAGAGUCUAAAGGGGGGAGCUGCAGCG
This is a messenger RNA of Phytophthora nicotianae INRA-310, 4279 nucleotides long. RefSeq lists its product as hypothetical. The transcript has 2 exons. Gene Ontology annotation, molecular function: phosphatidylinositol binding. The coding region runs from base 914 to 1762 and encodes 282 amino acids. The record is from RefSeq and is a predicted model, not a curated record. NCBI's taxonomy places the organism in Eukaryota, Oomycota, Peronosporomycetes, Peronosporales, Peronosporaceae.